UUAUUUAAACAAUUAGUUAAAACAGAUAUUUGUUUGAUUGUUUGGCCACCAAUUGGUCUCUUUUAAAAAAAAAACAAUGUCAUCGUCAGCAUCGGACGGCUCGGAAUCAGAUGGCGAACCUAUAGUAACGUUGGCCGCCGGCCGCGUCCGACGGCCCAAAGCGGGUGCAAACAUGUCGCGGCUGUUGGACAGCGAAGAAGCCGUCGACGACUUUUAUAAGACAACUUACGGCGGUUUCGAAGAGGAGGUCGAAGAUAACGACUAUACAAGCGAUGGCAGCGAUUCGCACGACGAGAUCGAUUCAGACUUUUCUAUCGAUGAAAAUGACGAACCAGUUAGCGAUGGCGACGACGAAGACAAUCGUAAGCGAAGACGAUCUAAGCCAGCAAAACGCGGCGCUUAUAGAGAACCGAAACCGGCGGCGGCAGCGGCGCCGGUGAUCAAGAAGCCGACGCCGAUAGUUAAGGUUAAGACUGAAACGCCGGCCGCUGAAGCCAGUAGUAGUCGCAGAUCGAUGGCCACAGUAUCGGGAACGUCGCCAACGAAGAAUCGCUUAACGCCGAAAAAAUCGUUUCGCGAAUCGACACGUCGUAACGCCCGGGAAACUGAACAACGAUUACGAAUUGCCCGAAAAGAGACGGAAAUGCGACGUAAGGCCGGAGUGAAUAAGGUUCCCGAAUAUCGACAGUUAACUCAACAGGAAAUGUUUCGCGAGGCCAAGAAAACGGAACAAUUGAAUCUGAAAUCAUUGGAAAGAUAUCGUAAACUUGAAUUGGAAAAAUCAAAAAAGAUUAAGUUGGUUAAGGAGGCGCCCAAAGGACCGAUGAUUAGAUACCAAUCGGUAACGAUGCCGCUCAUCGAAGUUAUUAGUUCCGAGACGUUCGACAAAAAUAGCGACAACAACGAUAUGGACGUCGACAACGAUACCAAUGAUACUACCGAUAAUAGUAUGGCUGCUGCUGUGGUGGCUGCUGAUGACGAUAACGGUGGUAUUGUCGGCGAUGAUGAUGAUGAUGAUAGUCAAGUGUCAACAACAAUCAAUGGUGACAAACAACAACAGAAAACAUUGACACCCGAACCAGUCGUUGUUGUCGACACCGAUGCCAAAUGUUCGCGAACUUUCAUCUCAUUUACCGACGACAAAACCUACGCGGAUUACUUUUCCGGUCAUCGUCGUCGGCCACCGCAAGUCAAGCCGAAACUCUACUGUCCGAUUAGUCAUCUGCCCGGCCGAUACUUUGAUCCGGUCACACUGUUACCGUAUUCGUCGGCCGCAACGUUUCGGGCAAUACGCGAAGCCUACUAUAAACAAUUGGAACAACUGGGCGAUCAGCGGCAGCCCGAAGUAGCCAAAUGGAUACAAUGGCGCAAACGUACGGCCGCUCAGCGUAACAAUAUUCAGCCCCGAAUUAUUAGGAUUAUUAAAUAA
Oppia nitens is the source of this 1429-nucleotide messenger RNA. RefSeq names its product vacuolar protein sorting-associated protein 72 homolog. The transcript is spliced from 3 exons. The coding region runs from base 77 to 1429 and encodes 450 amino acids. NCBI's taxonomy places the organism in Eukaryota, Metazoa, Arthropoda, Arachnida, Sarcoptiformes, Oppiidae. Gene Ontology annotation, cellular component: nucleus. Gene Ontology annotation, biological process: chromatin remodeling; regulation of DNA-templated transcription. The record is from RefSeq and is a predicted model, not a curated record. Gene Ontology annotation, molecular function: ATP-dependent H2AZ histone chaperone activity.